Messenger RNA from Owenia fusiformis, 331 nucleotides. The record is from the annotation of a GenBank genome assembly. Lineage: Eukaryota; Metazoa; Annelida; Polychaeta; Sabellida; Oweniidae.
AGAUGCUUGUUCCAUAUACAUCACGACGAUUGGUGCAUAUUUAACAAAAUACCUGCACCAGUCCUGUUACUUUUGGAACACCCUGUAUGCAAUGAAGUAUGUCAAUAUCUACCUUGCAAUGUGUGAACGCAACUGGAAUCUUAGAAAUGCAGCCAUAAAAGCCACAUGUCCACUUUUCACUGCAUUUGAUACCCAUAACUAUGCAAGACUCUUGCCACAGCAUAUUUCCCAUCUUCUAACACUGCCAAAUGAUGUUGCACGGCAAUAUGAAAGUGGGGCUUUUGCUGUUAGUUUGAAGGGUGUUUAUUAUGCCAGUGUCAAUGGCAUAAUU